Messenger RNA from Penicillium olsonii, 2601 nucleotides. The record is from the annotation of a GenBank genome assembly. NCBI's taxonomy places the organism in Eukaryota, Fungi, Ascomycota, Eurotiomycetes, Eurotiales, Aspergillaceae.
AUGGGAAAGCGAGGAGGCAAGAAGGGUUCACGCGGCGGUGCCCGUGGAGGCGCAACUCGCACGCGCUCCCAGUGGAACGAUAUCGCCAAGGAUAACGAGAAAUUCGAGCGCUACUACAAUGAGCCCGAAUUCCUCCCAGAGGAGGAGCGGGAUGUGUUCUGGGCGACAAUGCGCAAAGACCUUCCUAACAGUUUCCGUUUCACUGGUUCACGAGGACACGCCCUGGCUGUCCAGCAACGCCUGAAGGACCACCACAUUCCCGAGAUCACAUCUAUCAAGUAUGAGAACGAGUUUGUCGAGCCGCCUCGUCCAGUCUCAUGGUACCCCGACCAGCUCGCAUGGUCGAUGACCACCCCCAAGAACGUGAUCCGACGAUUCGCACCGUUCGCUUCUUUCCAAAAGUUCCUCGUCGCCGAGACCGACGUGGGAAACAUCAGUCGUCAAGAGAUUGUCAGCAUGAUCCCUCCUCUCCUCAUCGACGCCAGACCUGGCAUGACCGUCCUUGAUAUGUGUGCCGCUCCCGGUAGCAAGUCUGCGCAGCUUAUGGAGCUGCUGCACGCCGGCGAAGAAGACGCCGUCGCUCAAGUCACCGAGCAGGCGAAGAAUGGCAAUGCCGGACCCGAGCCUCUUGGCCCCGAGGGAUUGAACGAUGACGGCCGCAGCACCGGUUUGCUGAUUGCCAAUGACAGUGAUUACAAGCGCGCUCACAUGCUGAUCCACCAGAUGAAGCGCCUGAGCUCGCCUAAUCUGAUUGUCACCAACCACGACGCCACUAUGUUCCCCUCCAUCAAGCUGCCUCCCUUGCCCACUGAAGAUGGUAGCAAGCCCAAGAACAGAUACCUGAAGUUUGACCGUAUUCUGGCAGAUGUUCCCUGCUCCGGUGAUGGUACUGCCCGCAAGAAUGUCGGCGUGUGGAAGGACUGGACUCCCGGCAAUGCUCUGGGUCUCUACAGCAUCCAGUCUAGAAUUCUAGUCCGCGCUUUGCAGAUGCUCAAGGUUGGUGGCCGCGUUGUCUACUCGACCUGCAGUCUGAACCCCGUGGAGAACGAGGCCAUUGUUGCCACUGCCAUUGAGCGUUGCGGUGGUUCCGCCAAUGUCAAGAUCGUCGAUUGCAGCCAAGAGCUCACCGGUCUGAAGAGAUCUCCCGGUCUGCGCAACUGGAAGGUCAUGGACCGCGAGGGUCGCAUGUGGAACAACUGGGAGGAGGUCCAAGAGCACCGUAACCAGGAGGGUAUCAACGGUCUGGCCCGACUCGCCGAGGGCAUGUUCGCACCUAUCGGCGAGGCUGCCGAUUUGCCUUUGGACCGCUGCAUGCGUGUCUACCCCCACCAACAAGAUACCGGUGGUUUCUUCAUCACUGUCCUCGAAAAGACCUCUGAGAUCCGCGCCAAGCCCGAAAGCAGCAACGUCAUCCCUAAGGCUUCUGUUGCGGCUCUCGCUGCCGAGCUCGAUGCCAAGAAGGACGAGGCCGAUGGAAAGCCCCUGGAGAAGCUCGAGGCACUGGACGACCUUGUCACCCCCGACCAGGAGGCCGAGGCUGAGAUUGCUAAGAAUGCUACUGUCGCCGAGGCUGCUCACCAACCCACUUACGCUACUACCCUUGAUGAGUCGGCUCCUGUCUCCCUCCCCAAGCGCGAUGCUAGCGAGCUGGAGGAAGAGAUCCCCGCAAAGCGCACCAAGCUCGACGAUGGCAGUGAGGUUCUUGUCGGCGACCGACCUGUCCACGCACCUGCGCCGUCUGUGGGCACUGGCCUCGAGACCCCUGGUGACAGCACACCUGCGGCCUCCGCAGCUCCCUCGCAGCUGAAGAAGAAGGGACCCCGUCAAGAGGAGCCCUUCAAGUACCUUGAUCCUAACCACGAGGAGCUUGGUCCUAUUUACGAAUUCUACAAGCUGUCGGAGCGCUUCCCCCGCGACCGCUUCAUGGUUCGCAACGCCGAGGGUCUCCCCACCCGCACUGUUUACUACACUAGUGCUCUGGCACGCGAUAUCCUUGUCUCCAACGAAGGCCAGGGUAUGAAGUUUGUGCACUGCGGUGUGAAGAUGUUUGUCAAGCAGGACGCACAGCGCGAGAAUGUUUGCAGGUGGCGUGUUCAGACCGACGGCUUAAAGAUUGUUGAGCCCUGGUUGGGCGAUGAGCGCUCUGUCACCCUGACUCAGAGAGAAACUCUGCGUCGUCUCCUCGUCGAGAUGUUCCCCAAGGUCUCUGACGAUGGCUGGAAGGCUCUGGGUGAGAUCGGUGAGCGUGUCAAGGAUAUCCCCAUGGGUUGCAGUAUCCUGCGCGUUGAGCCCACUGGAAAGGAAGAUGGCAUUACCGAGCGCAUGGUGCUGCCUCUGUGGCGCUCCCUCCACUCCCUCAACCUGAUGCUCCCCAAGGAGGAGCGUCGGGCCAUGUUGCUGCGCAUCUUCAACGAUUCCACACCGCUCAUCAACACCACCUUCAAGAAGGAUGCCGAUGCCGAACCGACUGCCGAGGCUGAGGAGGUUGCUCUGAAAGAUGAGAAUAUGGAGCUUGGACAGGAUGCUCAGGACGCCGUCGACGAGCGGGAAACAUACACCAAGGACGGCGAUGAAGAGGACCGCUUCAACACCACCGUCUAG